Messenger RNA from Antechinus flavipes (yellow-footed antechinus), 942 nucleotides. Its product is annotated as olfactory receptor 14C36-like. Gene Ontology annotation, biological process: G protein-coupled receptor signaling pathway. Bases 1 to 942 code for a protein of 313 amino acids. The transcript has a single exon. Gene Ontology annotation, cellular component: membrane. NCBI's taxonomy places the organism in Eukaryota, Metazoa, Chordata, Mammalia, Dasyuromorphia, Dasyuridae. Gene Ontology annotation, molecular function: G protein-coupled receptor activity; olfactory receptor activity. The record is from RefSeq and is a predicted model, not a curated record.
AUGUCUAACUUUACCUCCGUGACUGAAUUUCUCCUUAUGGGGUUUUCUGACAUCAGAGAGCUACAGAUCUUAUAUUCUUUGCUUUUCUUUCUCAUUUACUCAGCAGGCCUGAUGGGGAAUCUCCUCAUUGUCAUCAUCACCACCAUGGACAGGAGACUCCACACCCCCAUGUACUUUUUCCUUAGGAAUCUGUCCAUUGUGGAUGCCUGCUUCAUAUCAAUAACUAUUCCCCCAGCAUCCAUCAACUUCCUGGUGAACAACAGGGUUAUAUCAAUUACUGGAUGUGCAACACAGAUAUUUCUGAUGAUUGUCAUGGCAUAUGCUGAAUUUACUUUGCUCACUGUCAUGGCCCGUGAUCGCUAUGUUGCCAUCUGCCAUCCACUCCAUUACCCAGUGAUCAUGAACCCUCGUGUGUGUAUGCAGAUGACCUUAACCUGCUUGUUCACUGGCCUUUUGUAUGCAGGUUUCCAUACUGGGUUAACAUUUCAAUUGUCUUUCUGCCAAUCUAAUGUGAUCAAUCAGUUUUUCUGUGAUAUCCCCUCUCUUCUGAAGAUCUCUUGCUCAGAAACAUUCAGCAACACACUAUCCUUACUUGUUUCUGCUGUGGUGGUUGGGGCUGGCUGCUUUACCUUCAUCACUGCAUCUUAUAUUAGAAUAUUUUCCACUGUGCUUAAAUUUCCAGUGAAAGAAGACCAAAGAAAAGCCUUCUCUACUUGUGUCCCUCAUAUCAUUGUGGUUUCUUUGUUCCUUAUUUCAGGCAAUUAUGCAUACCUACAACCACCUUCAGAUUCUGGGUCCUUUAAAGAUAUAAUCCUUUCAAUAUUCUAUUCCAUAAUACCUCCCUCUCUGAAUCCCAUUAUAUAUAGUCUAAGGAACAAGCAGAUAAAAGAGGCUGUAAGAGUGGUAAUGAGGAGAAAGUUUUUGUUAAGGAAUAAAGCAUAA